AUGGCUUCGGUGGCGCUGUUGUUCCUGCUGGUUGGAUGCUUUGGAUCGGGCACGUUUGCAGCGAACAUUCUGUACAUUAACACCGUUGCAUCGCCAAGUCAUUUCGGAUGGAAUCGAGCGCUAAUUUACGAGCUUGCCUCCCGUGGCCACAACCUAACCGUGUUCGGGGUGGACACCGCUCCAAACCCACCAACGAACGUCACCUUCAUUUUGGCCGAAAAUGUGUACGACACACUGUACAGUGAUCCAAACGUGGAUACAGACUUUUUCGAAAUGAGCAAGAUUGGCCCGUUCAAAAUGCUGCUACUAUUCAACGAGUAUGUGCUUGGUGUAUGUGAUAUUGUACUGCGCACGGAAGGUGCCAAACAGUUGCAGAACUAUCCGGCAGACUUUGGUUUUGAUCUGAUCAUCCACGACUAUCUGUCUGGACCGUGUUUAGCAGCGCUGGCGCACCACCGUUUCGGCAAGCCACCGGUGAUCGCCGUUACCGCUUUCCACGGUAUCUCGACGGCGCUCUCCAUAACGGGCUCGUACCAAAACUCAGCACUCGUCCCGAACCACGCUUACGAUGCGACCGAGGACAUGAGCUACAAGGAGCGCUUUAUCAAUUUGCUUGUAAACAUGCAGGAAGAAAUGCUGCACGCUUACGAUCUCAUUCCAACCUCCAACAAAAUGCUCCGAAAGUACGAUCCAACGCUGCCCGAUGUGGCCGAGUUUUACAGCCAAACGAAGCUGGUCCUGCUGAACGCGAACCCCAUCAUCCAGUACACCGAACCGUUCAUGCCCAACGUGAUCCCGGUCGGUGGACUGCAGAUCAUCAAGCCGAAACCACUGCCGGCCGAUUUGGCCACCCUGCUCGAACAGGCCGGCCCGAAUGGUGUGAUCCUGUUCUCGCUCGGCACCAACGUACGCAGCGAUAAGUUAGGUGAAGCCCGUAUCCUCUCCAUCAUCGGUGCGAUGGAAGCGUUACCCCAGUACACGUUCCUAUGGAAGUUUGAAUCGGACACGCUACCACGUGCGUUGCCCGGCAACGUGCACAUAAAAAAAUGGCUCCCACAAAACGAUCUACUAGCGCAGCCCGCUGUCAAACUGUUUAUAACGCACAGUGGACUGCUAAGCACGCAGGAAGCGAUCUGGCACGGGGUGCCGAUCAUCGGAUUUCCCGUGUUUGCCGAUCAGUUCAAAAACAUCAACUACUGCGUAACGAAGGGCGUUGGCAAGCGGCUUAGCAUUGAGCAUCUCAACAAGGAAGAGCUAGUCAGUGCGAUACGCGAAAUCAUGACCACGGAAAGUUAUCGCACCAACAUGAAGCGCAUGUCAUCGCUGUUCCGCGACCAGCCCGAACAUCCGCUCGAUCGGGCUGUCUGGUGGGUGGAGUGGGUUCUGCGCCACCCGGAUGCGACGGAAAUGUUGACGCACGGUUCCCGGUUGCACUGGUUCGUGAAGUACUCGUACGACGUGCUGAUACCACUGUUCGCCUCGAUCGCGCUCGUGCUGCAUGGCCUGUUCUUCAUCGUUCGUCGUCUGUUCUGUCGCCGAAAAUCACCUUCCAAGACUGGCAAGCAGAAGCGUUCGUAA
This is a messenger RNA of Anopheles maculipalpis, 1578 nucleotides long. Its product is annotated as UDP-glucosyltransferase 2-like. The coding region runs from base 1 to 1578 and encodes 525 amino acids. The record is from RefSeq and is a predicted model, not a curated record. The transcript has 3 exons. Gene Ontology annotation, molecular function: UDP-glycosyltransferase activity. Lineage: Eukaryota; Metazoa; Arthropoda; Insecta; Diptera; Culicidae.